UGCUGGCAGCAGUGCGCAAAACUUAUGUGUGUAUGUACAACAGACAACUUGAUAAUAGUGUACUAUGAACUGUGAACUGUGAAAUACGAAUUGUGUCGCUUAUCAAGUGCUUCAAAGUUUCUUAAACGUAAUUUACAUUAACAAAAUACCAAAAUGCCAAUAGCUGAUAAAAGGAAGGGUGAUGAUAUUCUCUCACUUGUGCCGGCAUCUAAAAAAACGAGAAAUGAAGUGGUUUUCAGCAGCCGAGAAAAAGCUGUCGUUCAAAGUGGUCCGCCAAGAACAUCGUCUUUGAAUUCACCCACUAUGCUAUUGGAAGGUCAUCAAGGAGAUAUAUUUUCUGUUGAAUUUCAUCCAGAAGGUCAAUACCUUGCAUCAAGUGGUUUUGACAGACAAAUAUUCUUGUGGAAUGUAUAUGGAGAAUGUGAAAAUCUGUCAGUUUUAACGGGCCACAGUGGCGCUAUUUUAGAAAUGCAUUUUAGUACAGAUGGAAACACAUUAUUUACAGCAAGUACAGAUACAACUUUGGGUAUUUGGGAUAUAAUGGCAGGAACAAGAAUAAAAAAAUUGAAAGGUCAUACAUCAUUUGUUAACUCUGUUUGUGGAACAAGACGAGGAGUCACUCAACUUUGUUCUGGAGGUGAUGACUCUACUAUCAGAAUCUGGGAUCCCAGAAAGAAAACUCAUUGUAGUCUUUUGAACAAUACAUAUCAGGUAACAGCUGUUGCAUUUAAUGACACUGCUGAACAAGUAAUCAGUGGCGGUAUUGAUAAUGAACUUAAAGUAUGGGAUUUAAGAAAGAAUGAAAUUCUGUACAAAAUGAAAGGACACACCGAUACAGUAACAGGAUUAGCUUUGAGUCCAGAUGGCUCUUAUAUUCUUUCUAAUGCAAUGGACAACUCAUUGAGAAUUUGGGAUAUCCGACCAUUUGCACCUUUUGAAAGAUGCACAAAAGUUUUCUCAGGUCAUCAGCAUAAUUUUGAGAAAAAUUUACUAAGAUGUGCUUGGUCAACUGAUGGAAGUAGAGUAUCUUGUGGAUCAUCAGACAGAUUUCAUUACAUUUGGGAUACAAAUAGUCGAAGGAUUCUUUACAAACUACCUGGACAUAAUGGAUCUAUUAAUGACGUUGAUUUUCAUCCAAAAGAGCCAAUUAUAUGUUCUGGUUCAAGUGAUAAGCAAAUUUAUAUUGGUGAAAUUGAAGAUCAAUGAUUUGCUUCCAAUAUAGUUCUAGAUAUCAAUGGUAAAUAUAAUUGUAAAAUAGCUCAUUAAAUUAUGUAUAAUUCCGACCCAAUUUGUAUAACGCAAAUUAUAUGAAAGGAAUAAAUUCCUACAUUCGAGAC
This is a messenger RNA of Trichogramma pretiosum, 1337 nucleotides long. RefSeq names its product U5 small nuclear ribonucleoprotein 40 kDa protein. NCBI's taxonomy places the organism in Eukaryota, Metazoa, Arthropoda, Insecta, Hymenoptera, Trichogrammatidae. The coding region runs from base 154 to 1206 and encodes 350 amino acids. The record is from RefSeq and is a predicted model, not a curated record. Gene Ontology annotation, molecular function: protein binding; RNA binding. Gene Ontology annotation, cellular component: catalytic step 2 spliceosome. The transcript is spliced from 5 exons.